Scheffersomyces amazonensis is the source of this 2080-nucleotide messenger RNA. It is a transcript of the gene PRM1, whose product is annotated as pheromone-regulated protein. Gene Ontology annotation, cellular component: mating projection tip. The record is from RefSeq and is a predicted model, not a curated record. NCBI's taxonomy places the organism in Eukaryota, Fungi, Ascomycota, Pichiomycetes, Serinales, Debaryomycetaceae. The transcript has a single exon. The coding region runs from base 79 to 2031 and encodes 650 amino acids.
UUUAAAUACACUUGAUUUAAUGUAAAUAUUUAGUAUACCAAAAUGUAGUUAAAAGCUUCAAAAGCCCAUCAAGAAACAAUGCUCAGCAGAGAAUAUCUCUCAUUUUGGGAGUCAAUAUCUCAGGUCUAUUUCAAUCAUUAUACGUUGGUCCUAGUAAUUCUAAUAAUUAAAAUAUACAUAUUUAAAACUUCCAUUAUUUCAAGCCUACAAGAUAUUCAACAUGAAUUGAAUUGUUCAGAAAUUAACACUCUGAUGCUUAAAUCUCUUAUAGUAGAUAGCAUAAAUCUGAUUCAAUUAUCGAAUUUAAAGCUAUUUCAAAUGAUGAUCUUAGUAGUUCAAAAUUUAAUCUGGUUUCUAAUUGAACUAUUUUUAGGUACUUAUACUUGCUUGUUACAAGCUUUCAUUAUAGGAACGGCAGAUUUUGCUAUUGAUACUAGUGAAGCUAUUAUCGUGGGAGUGAACUCAACCAUAGUGGGAUUGGCAAAUGAUAUAGAAGAUGGCUUGAAUGGAUUAAGUACUAUAAUUAACGGUCUAAUUAGUGCUGCAUCAAGUAUUGCUAAUUUCUUCAAAGGUGGUACUAGUAAUAACAAUGGUGAGCAGUAUCAAAACUCAAUAAAUUUAUCAAUUGCAGGCUUAAGAAAUAUUUCAAUUCCAGGUUCAGUUUUAACAGAAAUGAACAAUUUCAAAACUACCCAACUACCUAACUUUACUAAUCUAGAAACUGAUACCAAGAAAUUGAUAUCCGAACCUUUAACAAGUUUAGCUAAUCUUUUUAAUACAUCCAAUAGUAAUCUCAUUAAUGUUAAUUCAAGUAAUUUCCCUCAAUUUCCAACUCAAAUCUGCAAUAAUGUAUCAGCUGCUUAUAUUAAAGAUUUAACUUUCCUUUCAGAAAAGGUGGAAUUAACAGCUAGAUGGAUUUUUGUACUCCUUAGUGUUUGUUGUGUUGUUUCAAUAUUACCCUUGAUGUUGAAACAUUAUCGUCACUACUACAUACAUAAUCCGAACCUUUUUGAAUCCUUAAAUGGUUGUGUAAGUGGAAACUAUAGAGAUGAUAUUAUAAUGACCAACAAUGUUCUAAAUAGGUAUAAUAAUUUCUUCUUGAAUUACUUGGGUUAUCCAAUAUUUAAAAUCAAGAGUCAUAAGAUAAAAUGGUUAAUAAGCUAUUUGAGUACUAAAUAUUGUAUGAUUAUUUUUGGUUUAGGAUGUUUGGGAUUAUUAUCAGUAUUAUUGCAAUUCAUAAUUAUCAAAGUAUUAACAAAUCAUAUUUCAUCAUCGAAUACUUUCAAGGAAGUUCUAACACAAACAAAUUCUACUACAAACUCAUUAGAAGUUACUAAUUUUAUUAAUCAAAUAAAUACAUUUAUUCAAGAUGAAGAAGAUCAGAUCAACCAACAAUUGUUUGGGCAAAUAUUAAAUACCACUUCAUCUAUAAAUUCCACGAUUUCUACAUUUAUUAGUGGAUUAAACAACACUAUAGUAGAUGUAUUCAGUGCUGUUCCAGUAAUAGAAAGUACUAUAUCAACAGUUGUUUAUUGUACUUUGGUUAGAAAAUUGGUUAGAAUUGAACAGGGAUUAACAUGGAUGAAUAAUAAUCUAAGGAUAAAUAUUCCAUCAAUCGGUUCUAAUUUACAGCAAGAUUUAGUUUCUCAAUUGAGCAAUAAUAGUCCCUUAUCACAAGAUCUAAAUACCUUGAUAAACAGGAUAUUAAAUGUCUAUAAGAAAUCAAUAAAGUUAGAGUUCUUCAUAAGUAUUAUAUUCCUUAGUACCUUUGUACUUCAAAUUUUGAUAGGUCUAUGCAUUUUAAGUAUACAAACUUGGCUAAAUAAGUAUAAUAGAUCCCAAGACGACUACAACAACAAACAAGGCACUGAUCCACCACAUUAUGAUCUAACUCAUAUUAGUUCUCCCAAGCCUUUAUCCUUAGCUCAAAAACAUGAAUAUGGAUACCCUUUUACUAAUCCAUACGAAGACAAAGUCAAUGAUAAAUUGACCGCCUCUAGCAGAUACCCAUCUAGUCUUGAAUCUAUAUGACAAAAUACAUAAAUUAAAUUUCUUAUUUCACGUAAUAAACUUUAUUUAA